This is a messenger RNA of Closterium sp. Yama58-4, 318 nucleotides long. The record is from the annotation of a GenBank genome assembly. Lineage: Eukaryota; Viridiplantae; Streptophyta; Zygnematophyceae; Desmidiales; Closteriaceae.
AUGUUCGACUGUUUGUUCGCUGUUGAAGAUACGUCAACGAUGGAAAAGAGUCGUGUGGUCGUGUUGGACAACGGAGGGGCCACGUGCAAGAUAGGCUUCGGAGGGGAGGCGGAACCGGUGAAGGUCAUACCUAACUUCGUGGCCAAAGCCAAGGGCCUGAAACGGCCGUUCGUUGCUGACCUAGUCGACACGUGUCCCGACAUCAAGGGUUUGGGCGUGCUGAGGCCCGUUGACCGCGGCUACGUGGUCAACUGGGAUCUGCAGCAAACCAUCUGGGACAGAGCGUUCUCCGGUAUUCUCAAGGUACUACGUGAAUGA